Messenger RNA from Diplodia corticola, 693 nucleotides. RefSeq lists its product as uncharacterized. NCBI's taxonomy places the organism in Eukaryota, Fungi, Ascomycota, Dothideomycetes, Botryosphaeriales, Botryosphaeriaceae. The transcript has 3 exons. The coding region runs from base 1 to 693 and encodes 230 amino acids. The record is from RefSeq and is a predicted model, not a curated record.
AUGACAGGAUACGAUCCAUACGCCGCUGUGUUCGACGCGUCGUCUUCGUCUCCCUCCUCCUCCCGCCCAUCCACCUCCUCCUCCCAUGGGCCGGUAGCACAAGAAGGGGAGAAAUCCCUGGGGCCUACGCCGCUGCCGCAACAGCCCACACAACAAAGACGCCACCAGUGCCCCCCGCCGCCCUAUUCACCUACCUUCCGCCAGCAUCCCUCACUCCGCACCACGCUCUUCGAGCCCACAUCGUUCGACGAUGGCGUAGUCGUCCGGCGCCUCGAGGGCGAAACUCUGGGCUCCUCCACCACCCCUCCACCUCCCUCUUCACCGACUUCGAUCCGCUCCUUAUCCGCUGCCACCGACCCGAACGUACCACCUGUGUCGCCUACCCGCCGCUCCGUGACCUUCUCCACGUCCGCCGACCAUCCCGCGCGGACCGACAACAACGAGGAUGAAGAGGACAACGACAAGACGACAGCCGUCCACCACAGUCGGCCCGCGUCGCGAUCGCACAGCGUCGAGCGAGGAAUGCAUCAAACCUACCCACCACCACCACCACCACCACCGCCAUUCCCAUCACAAGGCAUGCGCGUGGUGGCGCACGUCGGCGAUGCUGACGACGAAUGCGACGGCCAUUGGAGUGACUUGUCCGACACUGGGAACGGCAGCGACGAUGACGACGACGACCGCCAUGACUGA